Caenorhabditis angaria is the source of this 1727-nucleotide messenger RNA. Lineage: Eukaryota; Metazoa; Nematoda; Chromadorea; Rhabditida; Rhabditidae. The record is from the annotation of a GenBank genome assembly.
AUGCUGAUAACACAAUCAGAAGGCGGAAUGAGUAUGCCAGAUUUGCAAGCUCUGAUUGAUCAAAGAAUACCCGAACAUCGUGCAAGCCUUGAAACGAGUCACAUAAAUUUGCAGAAUGUUGCUAAUUAUUGCGAGGAGAAUUAUAUGAAUCCACAGAACAAUGAGACAAGAGAACAAGCUUUGAGUAAAACGAAAGAAUUCGCGAUUCAAUCAUUGGCGAGUGUUGCAUAUCAAAUUAACACAAUGGCAAGGUACGUUUUAUUUUGAGUUUUAAAAGAAAAAUAAUUUUCAGAGAUUUGUUGGAUAUGUUAGAACUACAAACGGAGAAAGUAAAUUCACUUACAAAUCAAGUUCAAUUAGUGAACCAAGUUGUUGAUAUUCAUAAGGAAAAAUUGGCAAGAAGAGAAAUUGGAGUGCUCACCACAAAUAAAUCAAUAUUGAAACAACCGAAAAUAGUUGCACCCGCGGUUCAGGAGCCAAAAUCUCGUUAUAUGCGAACACCAAUUGAUUAUUCAGUUUUGGAUGGAAUUGGACAUGGUGUUCGAUCAAUUGAGCCACCAAGAAAUAAUUCAAGUAUGAUUUCUCGUGCAGCUUCGACAAUCUCAUCAAAUCCAAAUUCUCAUGAUAAUUAUGGUAUCUAUCAAAGCGCCGAGCGAACUGCAACAUUAGGAAGAUCUGCACUUCGAAGUAAUUAUUCAGCAGCUUCAGAUUAUCGCGUUCCUCAAAUCGCCAGUCAAAUGUCUCGACAAAUCAGUCAUGGUUCAGAUUUUGGUGAACAUAUGAGUAGUGGCCACAAUUCAUCAAAUGAUUAUAAUUCAAUGUAUAAUACAAGUGAUAGAUAUGGAACAAUUCGUGCGCAAAAUAUGCAAAGUAGAACCUCUUUAAUACCAUCAAUUGAUGGGCGGAAUAUAUCAGGAAGGGAAUCACCAACACUUCCAUUGCCACCGCCACAAAUACAAACACAACAUUAUGGUGGAUAUAUUGCACCAGGAAGUGUUAUUCAACAACAACAGGAUAAAUAUGGAACUAUUCGAGCAACAAGAAAUAAUACUGGUAAUACAUUUACUGAAAUAUAACAAUGAAUUUCGCAACAUUUCCUUUUCCAAUUUCAAUAUUUCUCAAAUUGCAGAUCAUCUUCCUCCACCUCCCCAAUCACUUUUAUCUCAUUCAACACACGAAGAUAUUUGUGAUGAUUUGCCACCUCCACCAGAAUCAGUUAGUGGAGCAUCAGCUUAUGGUGUUUUUGGAAUCGGAAAUGGAAAUAGUCUUGGAAAUGAUACACCGACUUCAAAUAAUUUAUUUGAUGUUUCUUCUGAAUGGGUUCCAAAUGGCGAAUAUAUUGAGAAAGGUGGGUUAUUUGAAUAAAAAAACAAUCUAUGACGUGGGAAAUCUAUGUCUAAAUGAAAUUCACUGAAAUUAUGUAAUAUUUGGGCCCGGGAACGAUCUACAGUAAAAAUAUACUUAUUUGGUAUCUCAAAAUUUCAGUAGAUUACUGUAUAUCAAUCACUUCGAGACCAAAAAUAAUAUUUCGUAAAUAUUAUAUAAAAUCGAAAUAUUUUGCAGCUCUUGUCCUCUACGAUUAUGAAGCCGAAAAAGCGGACGAAUUAACACUUCGUGAAAAUGCCAUUGUUUAUGUAGUUCGAAAAAAUGAGGAUGGUUGGUAUGAAGGAGUUCUUGAUGGUGUGACUGGUCUAUUUCCGGGAAAUUAUGUGCAAAAAAUACAAUGA